This is a messenger RNA of Phymastichus coffea, 2821 nucleotides long. It is a transcript of the gene Aplip1, whose product is annotated as JNK-interacting protein 1-like. The record is from RefSeq and is a predicted model, not a curated record. NCBI's taxonomy places the organism in Eukaryota, Metazoa, Arthropoda, Insecta, Hymenoptera, Eulophidae. Gene Ontology annotation, molecular function: protein binding. Bases 154 to 1764 code for a protein of 536 amino acids. Gene Ontology annotation, cellular component: cytoplasm. The transcript is spliced from 7 exons. Gene Ontology annotation, biological process: regulation of JNK cascade.
UCGGAGCUGCUGGCGACUCGGCGGUCUCCUACGCGGACGGACCUCUCGCUCGCUCUCUCUCUCUCUCUCUCCCUCCCUCUCGUUAUCUCUCGCCGCCUCUCCGUCGCGCCCUCGACAGAUCUCGCUGGCCGCGGCAGCUGGCAGUUGGCCGGGAUGGCCGACACCGAGUUCGAGGAGUUCCGCUACUACUUCGAGCGAUUGCCGCAGCACCUGAAGGCCCCCAGUUCCAACUACACGCUCGUGCACGAUGUCAUGCUCGACGAGUCGCCCACGUCGUCGCAGGCCAGCGACCAGGAGGUCGGCCGCGCCGGCGACUCCGAGGACGAGGAGGUGGUGGUGCUGCACAGGCACGACGACCACAGCUCCGAGGCCGACAGCGAGGAUUGCGAGCAGAUGUGCUGCUCCUCCAUGCUCGUCGCUGACAGCGACUUCAGCUUGUUCGCCGGACUGAGCAGCGGUGGCGGCGGCGGCGGCUGCGGCGGCAGUGGCGGUGGCGGCGGCGGCGGCGGCGGCGGCGGCGGCGGCGGCGGCUGCAUCCGAACCGGCCGUGACAGUGCGAUCGGCGACAUCGGCGACUCCUGCCCGUCGCUGAACUCGUGGUCCACGCCCGAGCACCGGCCCCGGCAGUGCGGCUCGCAGGCGGCCCAGCUGCAGCAGGCCGGCGAGCGACGCCGCAGGAGGCUGCCCGAGAUCCCCAAGAGGAACUGUGAGUCCGAGUGUUGCCUUCACCCGAGUCCGCGCGCGGGCGCGCAGCCGUCCGACAGGCGGGGUGUGCAGGUGUGUGCUGGCGGGCUUGCAGCGGCGCUGUCGAUGCAGUCCUCGCCGUCGCUGGCCGAGGAGCUGGGCGCGGCGGAGGCGGCGGCCGGCCGGCCGCACUCGUUCUUCCGCAAGUGCCACCCGGGGCUGCGCCAGCAGCGCGAGGACGACUCGCCCGACAGCGAGCGCCUGGCCACCGACAGCGGCCACUCGACCGCGCACUCGCCCGACAACGGCCCCAAGAGCGUCUCGCCAGUGCCCUGCUGCGGCUCGAUGCGCCACCUCGACUCCGUCUCGCCCGACAGCACUCCCGGCAGCAGCGGCCUGCUGCCGUUCGCGCAGCUCGAGCUGCUGGAGGCGACGCACCGCGGCCUGCACAAGUUCGUGUCGCGGCACCGGGACGAGAUCGACCUCGAGAUCGGCGACCCCGUCUACGUGCAGAAGGAGGCCGACGACCUGUGGUGCGAAGGCGUGAACCUGCGCACGGGUCGCCAGGGCAUCUUCCCCUCGGCCUACGCGGUGGACGUGGACUACAGCGACUUCGACCCGACGGCGCCCAAGGUGAAGCGCGAGCGCUACCUGCUGGGCUACCUGGGCUCGGUGGAGACGCUCGCGCACAAGGGCACCGGCGUCGUCUGUCAGGCCGUGCGCCGCAUCGUCGGCAAGGCCGCGCGGGAGCCGCCGGCCUCGCAGCAGAGCUGCAUCCUCGAGGUGUCCGACCAGGGAUUGCGGAUGGUGGACCGGAGCAAGCCCAGGAAGAGCGCGGGCCCCUGCCACGACUACUUCUACUCGCUGAAGAACGUGUCGUUCUGCGCCUUCCACCCGCGGGACCACCGCUACCUCGGCUUCAUCACCAAACACCCCACGCUGCAGAGGUUCGCCUGCCACGUGUUCGUCGGCCAGGACUCCACGCGGCCCGUCGCCGAGGCCGUCGGGAGGGCCUUCCACCGCUUCUACACCAAGUUCAUCGAGACCGCUUUCCCGGUGGAGGACAUCUACAUCGAGUAGGAGUCGACGCUCCCGCCCCCUGUAAAUACUCGCUGCUCCAGCUGGCGGCGCGAUCUCGAACGCUUCGGCGUGCCCGGGGACUAGCUAUGUAACUUCGGUCGUCGCGCGUGUACCCAUGCGUGCAGUUCGUAGUUGCCGUUGUCACUUUGGUCCGCGUGGCGAUCUUGGCGGCGUUCAUGUUCCGCACGGCGUCGCCAAGCAGUCUCAUCGAAUCGAGCAACGCUCGAAGCUUGGCUCGACGGAGAUCCGCGGUACUGGACGCUGUGACUGUGUGCUGUCGAGAACCUCUCGCGCCGAUCAGCUAUGUUAUCCGUUUCGCAUGCUCGACGAUAAUGGCAGUGUUCUACUUUCCACGUGCUAGGCUAUGCUGCAAUGUAAGCAAAGAAAAAUGUAGCAGUCUAUAUAUCGACUUUUUACCUAAGAAGGACCAUUUUUCGCGUAGUCGAGAGUAGCCUUUCGUUAGAGACGUAGACGAGUGUUACUUCCUGCGAGUGGCGAACAAUUUACUGUCUCGCUGUCUCUCUCUCUCUCUCUCUCUUUCGCUAUCUCUGCCAUUGAAAAUAACUUGGAAUUAAAGGCGAACAACCAAGUUGGAUGAAUUCACCCGUUUGUGUAAGCAAUCGAUGCGUAAGCUGGGACUACUUCGGUGGGACAACUGUUUCAAUAAGCGAAAUUGUUCGAGAGCGCGGCGAUCGACGCUGCGCUCCCUUUCUUGCAUCUUAUACAUUCUAUUGAUUUUUUUGUACACCGUGUGGCGCGUCAUCAAAAUCUGUCGCUAAUUCAGCACGAGAGCAAGUUCUAAUUGCGUUCCCAUUAUUAGUUGAUUCGAGUACGAUACAAAAGCCUGCAAGUGUAUUUUUGUAUUUAUUCGCGGAACGUUUGACAAUGAUACAAAUCGACGGCGAAUGUUGGCCAACUUUUAGCCAAUGAAACAUACGAAUGAUUCAAGCGAGGUUUAAGUUUUAUUUUAUAGAAAAAAUGAAGAGACUUUAUAGCUUGUAAUAAGCGGACUCUGUCAAUGUAAUUAACUGUAUACAGCAUUAAGAAAAAAAAUGAC